AUGGAAUUGAUCCAGGGAACCAAGCUGUCCGACGUCCCGCUGGACAAACUCCCAGAGCACUGUGAUAAGGUGGCCCGCGCUAUCAAUGCAAUGUCUUUUGUCAAGACGGACAGACCUGGCCCGGCAGAUGGUGGUGAACCGCACGGCAAUAUUUGGGCUCCCGACUAUCGAGCGUACGAAAGCUUCAAAACCUCCCUUGACUUGGAGGCAUGGUUCAAUCGAGCACUGGUCAAGGAAGGUGCCCAAAUUCGCUUCCCACCCGAGUCGUUGGCCCUCCGUCACCUUGACUUAUCCCGAGACAACAUCCUCGUCGUCGAAGACGGAUCAUUGGCAAUUCUAGACUGGGCGAGUGCGGGAUUCUAUCCAUGGUCUAUCCAGAUCUGGAGCCUGAAUGCAGAGAUCCGGGACGGUCUCUUCACAAACGCCCUGCUGGCCAAAUUGCCAGAGCUCAGUGCCGACGAGAAAUCAAACGUGGAAUUGUUGCAAAGGGCAUACUUUUGGAAUUCCCUCAAUGGCCUGUAA
Fonsecaea nubica is the source of this 522-nucleotide messenger RNA. RefSeq lists its product as hypothetical. The transcript has a single exon. The record is from RefSeq and is a predicted model, not a curated record. Lineage: Eukaryota; Fungi; Ascomycota; Eurotiomycetes; Chaetothyriales; Herpotrichiellaceae. The coding region runs from base 1 to 522 and encodes 173 amino acids.